ACGGUACAACUGGGCUCUGCGCAUGCCUGAAAUGAGGACCGGUUGAGGCGGGGGUAUCAGAGGUCGUCUUUAUCUAAGAUGGUGGCGGGGUUGGUGCGAGUGGUUGUUGUGUGAGCGAUACUUACUGUAACAAAUGGUGGGACCGAGUUCAGCCGAGCCCGAGGCCGGAGUUGACCCCCGGGCAUCAACCGGCUCGGGAUGCGCGGCUGCCAUCGUCACACCGCUGCUCGAUGCAGACAAGGAGGUGAAGAAGCUGCAGGAUUUGGUCAAAAAGCUGGAGUUGCAGAACGAGCAGCUCCGGUGCCGGAGCGGCCGAGGUGGUAAGGUGCUCCUUGGCGGCGGGGAUGGGCCGCCCCCUGCGGCUAACGGCGAUCUGCCCGACUCCGCCCACGAUGCUCUGGACGUGGAGCUGAGUCCCAGUGACCCGCUCGCGGCCGACUGUGAGGCAUUGUUGAGCAGUGUCCUCCCGGGGGAGCAGCCGCCGGUUUAUCUGGAGGAGGAUGUCCUGGACCUGGAGCCGGACUUCGGGACUGCGGAGGAGGACAGCUGGUUAUAUGUUUCACCAAAGAAGACGGCAACAACAGAUGCAAACCAGAAGGCACAAAGUCCUCUCAAAUGGUGCAGACAAGUCCUCGAUCAUCCCAGCCGAGAGACUGAAGCUGCCUGUCGUAGCCUCAUCUGUAGACUCGAUCAAGCCAACAGAUGGAGAAACAUCUAUUGCACCCCGUUUGCUUCAGCCUGUGCUUAUAGCUCCAAUACAGAUGUCACUUCGUGUGGCAAUCUCUUAAACACUUCUGGUUUCCUCAAAACGUCUACUAAACCAGUACUAACCCAUGGCAGUUCAGGUUAUCCAACCAUCCACUCAGCACUGAGUUCCCAGUCAUCCAUUGAUAGUGAGUUGAGCACCUCUGACGACUCCAUCUCCAUGGGGUAUAAAUUGCAAGAUCUGACAGAUGUCCAGAUCAUGGCUCGAUUACAGGAAGAAAGUCUCCGUCAGGACUAUGCUUCAAGCUCAGCAUCUGCUUCCCGUCGCAGCUCCAGUGCCUCAUUAAAUUCCCUCAGGAGAGGUACUUACAGCGAUCAGGAAUUUGAUACUUACAGUUUGGAUGAUGAAGAUGAAUAUGAUUACUCAUUACCCCAGUACAGCGUGCAUAGAUAUUCGCCUUCUCCACGAAACUCACCUCGAUCGCAGUCUCCAGUUCGAGGAGCAGCAAAUGCAGCUAGAGUUCGGCCUUCACGACGCUGUUUGCAGGGUCGUGUGUCUGAGCUAAUGAAUUAUACAAAAAAUCAAGAGGAAAUGCGUCGCAGCAUGCCCAAUCUAGCCAAGUCGGGGAUUCGUGGCUCUGAUUCUGGUAGAGGCAGUCAAAGCUUUGAAUCUAAUUUGCAAAUACCCAGCAGUCGAAUUUCACGAUUGCAGCAGUCUCCAGCUGGUUCAUCUGGUAAGAUCAGAUAUACUACUGGUAACAGUAGCCAAAUUUCUCCCUCAAGCAGACAGCCAGUGAAAGCUAUUGCAAACAGUAACUCUCCCUUAACGACAAGGCAUCCAGUGAAAACGGCAUACCCAUGUUCUGGCAGUACUGUUCGUAGAAUCCAGUCUUCAACUUGUUCAAGCAUUUCUUCACCGACUGGCGUUACCACAAACGGAAGAUCGUCUAGCUCAGUUCCUGUCCCUAAGGGCACCCCAACUAAGUCACGGGUUGCUAGCGCUAGCACUUGCACUCCCACUUCUUCCGUUUCCAAGACCAAGCUUUUGCAGCCAGCAAGGAGGACACUACAACUCCCGAAGACACACAGCACUGUGACUGAAGACAAGUGGAAAGAAGGCUGCUAUUGAGGAAAACCCAAAGAUUUCUCAAGCUGCUGGCACCCGAUGAAGUGGAAGCCCAGCUGGCUGGGCAGAAGUCCAAUUUAAAUCAAAUGAGAGAAAAAUUCAGUUUCUGGCAAUGAACAAUAUUUUGUAAAGACUGGUUUUUAAAAGUCAUAGACCAUCUAUGCCAGGAUUCUGUUUUCUGGCCUCCUGUUGAUUGCAUCAUCAGCUCUGUUAUAUAAAGUCGGGUCACUUCAUGUAGGUACCUUUUUUUAGUUUACAUAUUUUAUGCAGAGCAAACCUGAACUCUCCAAACCUAUUCUGAAUUUGAGGUAAAAUUAUGUAACACUCAAUCUUUUCAGUGGCAGAAUCAAUCACAAUUUGCCUUGAUACUUUCACAUCUAAUUCUUUUCAUUCCUUUCUUAAAUCAGUGUACAACAGAAGGAGGCAAAAAAAAGUGAGAUCAGUCUUUGGAGGUGUCUGUAGUUGCCAAGUACUUAAACAUUCCUUUGCAAGCUCUCAGAAAAGAACUGAGCAACUUAUGUAAAGAUUGGUUCAUAAGAGCCACAGCAGCUUUUUUGUAUGAGCUAGUGUUGCAAUUGAUCAAACUAUGUUGCAUGAACUCAGGAGUCUGUGUCUUUCUCAAGUACUUGUUGGAUUCUGCAGGAGCUGCUGAGAACAGUCUUCAACUUUUUGUAAGUUGAACAUCUAAUAUCUUAGUGCUCCAAAUGCGCAGUAUUUAACAAAACAUGCUUACUCUCUUAAGAUAGUGCUGACCUUGUUUCUCUGCUCUGAACACAUUUUAAUGCCUCGUGAUUCAAGUGAAAAGUUGAAUGUGAGGAUUUAGGGGUAUGGUUGAUGAAUAGGAUCACGGGGACAUUUGGUGGGGCAAGGUAUUUAAAACUGAACAAAGUUCACACUUGCCUUUCAUUGGCUGUGGUUCAGAAGCAGUUGGGCCUCCAAUCAGACUGAGGCAUAUCUACUGACCAGGAAAUAAAACCAUUUAAAGGAGACAUCUGAGCAAUCAAAAUGCAGUUCAAGUUUCACAGCCACCUUUUGCCUUGAAGCUUGUGACCCCAAAAUCUUGUGACCUCCCUAGGCAUCAUAGUUUGGUAUGUCCCUGCCCCAGAGUACAAAAGUUUCCAUCUGUGUUGAAGUGAAAGUUUAAAAGACAGUAUUUCUUGUGAUGUAGUGCAGUAAGUUUAAAGGUUUCAAGAACGUUGCUACUGAUCUCUUAGCCACUCCACUAAAUCAACUGUAAUGUUGAAAUGAUGUAAUAGAUCCUGUGCUCUGUGGUGGUGAUCAAUUGCUGUUAGUUAUUCUUUCACAAUUCCCAGCUACUGCUAAUUUUGCCUGCUGUCACCUGACAAGUUUUUUUUUUUCCCCCCCACGUGCCAAGAUGCUCCCUGCACACAAGUCAAAGGUCUCACAUUUGCACAGUGAGGUUUUGAUCUCUGAGCAUGUUUUUAACUGAAAGAGAAAUUGACUGAACUACAAGUGUGAUCUAAGUGCAGUGUAAAUUUGGAACACAGGAAGAUGAAUUGGUAUAACCCUUGUGAAACCUUGAAUAAUCAAAUGGGAAAGGGGACAAAAAUUCAGCCCAUCAAUUUUCUGUUUCAGUACAAAAUUGAAAUUUUUCAGUUAGUUCAAAUAAUUCAAAGAGAACACCACUUUUUUUGGGAACAAUGGUCUAUAGCAAGUUUCAAUAGUAAACUGCUAAAUACUAUUUAUGUUGAUCAGUAUGCCCUAUUUUUAUAUACAAUUUAUCUGGCCAAGUUUGAAGUGUAGAUUGGAUCAAUUACCUUACUUUCCCUCACUAAGAAAUAUCAGUUAUCUACCAGUCAGCAGCAAACCAGUUGAAGAAUGGGAUUGAGUCUUCAAAAUAUAUUUCUAACGCAACUAAUCUCUGUGAGUUAGUAGUAAGGUCUAUGCUAUGUGUGAAUUUCAUAAUUGCCAUUCUCAAGCAACUCAAUUAGCUUGUUUUCAAUUUUAGUUCUUACAGGACGUUAUUGAACAACUUUUGAAUUUGUGUAUUGCAAAGUCUUUAUAAGAUAGAAGCGUUAACUGUCUGCUUAUAGUCAGUUGUAGACCAGCAUGAAGUCAUGAUGUGUUUUUAUUUCCUUCCUUUGCUGACAUUAAGUGUCAUUAAGUGUAAAAGGCA
Molecule: messenger RNA, 3968 nt
Organism: Stegostoma tigrinum
Lineage: Eukaryota; Metazoa; Chordata; Chondrichthyes; Orectolobiformes; Stegostomatidae
Product: SLAIN motif-containing protein-like
Exons: 8
Coding region: 134-1834 (566 amino acids)
Biological process (GO): positive regulation of microtubule polymerization; microtubule nucleation; cytoplasmic microtubule organization
Cellular component (GO): microtubule plus-end
Source: RefSeq, a predicted model, not a curated record